ACUGGCGAUCGAAACUCGGGAGCUCUGUUUUAAAAACUGAAAUUGUGUGCUAAAAAGUGAUUGUUCGCGUGCAAAAAGUGUUGCAACCGCAAGGUGAAUGCGCCUCGAUUGCUGGACGCGUGAAGAAAAAUGCAGAAUGCCGAACAAUCCGGAGUGAAAAACCGGGAGAAAAUUGUCAAGUCAGUGAUUCAGACAUCGUCGAAAUCGCAGCUGCACCAGCAGCCUUCAUCGUCGUCGUUGUCUUCCUCCUCAUCAACAACGUCGGAAGGAGAAGUAGCAGCAACAUCAGCAUCAUUGGCAGCUUCCUCUUUCGCAGGAACAGGGGCUCCAAAGUCUUCGUCAUCGACACCCUCGAAUAAAGGCAGCAGCAAAGGUAGCAUUGUCGGUAGUGGUAGUACCGCCACUACUACCGCUGCCGCUGGUUCGACGUCGUCACCAUUGAGUACAGGAAAGCUCGAUGGUGAUGAUGUGGGGACGGUCGUAAAAGCAUCAAAGCAGGCCUCGACUGCACCAGCAGGUGCUGGCCAGCGUGAGCAAACACCGCUACCUCCGGCCGCCGGAGAAUCGGUAGGAUACGCCGGGGCGAAUGCUGAUCCGGGCGCUGCUUCGGGUGCAACAACCGCAUCCGGGUCCUCUGCUUCGGGUUCGGACGACGCAGGAGUGGCUGGAAAAAAUCGAUCCCAAGCGAUCACCACCACCAGCGUAAUUUGUAAAAACAAUUCUAAAAAUAAUGAUAAAACAAUGUCGUCGACAAAGAGUUCCACAACCGCAACUAAGCCGCCUCCACCACCCGCCGUGCCACCGACUGCCACCGCAUCUACCGCCCACGGAGAUGGCGCGUGUGCCGGAGGCAGGAACAAUAACAACAGUAUCGGUAGUGCCGGAGGGGGAGGCGGUGGUGCAAGUGCAAAGUGCACCGAGGGUGGAGGAACCGGAAGCGCCACCACUGCGCCGAAGUCGGCGAGUGGACUCGGGCAGCCCGCCGGCGCCUCUACGGUUGGUCCCGCUAGCAUCAACAAGCCGCCGUCUAGUAAUAACAAACUUCCCAGCACCAAUUCGUCCCCGGUCAAAUCGGAUACGGAGACCUUUUCCGAGUUCCAGCCCCGCGUGUCGGACUCUUCGGAAUCGGACGAAGAGUCUGUAUCGGAGAUUUUGCUGGCUUGCCUAUGUCUAAGGCCAGAUCUGCUGGUCGAAUCUAUUACCGAAGAUCACCAAAUGGAGGAGAUGCAUGAGGCGGAGUGCUCGGACAGCUGCGAGAAUGACGUCGACAUGGAUGAGUCGGACAGUUGCGACAACGAUGCCGACGACAAUGAUGAUUCCGAGGAAGACGAUGAAGAUGACGAAGAUAUGGUUCAUAGUACGGUGCCCGGCAAAUUUCUCCUAGAGAAUGACGACGAUACCGACCAUGAGCGAGAUGAGGCAGCGCAUGCUUUGACGCGAAUGAAAUCCAGUGACGGCAGUCCGAGGGACAAGAAUUUGCUAUCACGCUCGCUGAUUGCGGCCUGCACCGACAACGAUGUGAACACCGUCCGGAAGCUGCUAGUCGAGGGCAACUCGCUGAACGAAGCAACAGAGGAAGGCGAUUCGCUGCUAUCGUUGGCGUGUUCCGCCGGCUACUAUGAGCUAGCUCAGGUACUGCUGGCGAUGUCGGCUCAGGUGGACGACCGUGGCCAGAAGAAUGACUGUACGCCGCUAAUGGAGGCAGCGUCGGCCGGCCAUGUCGAUAUCAUCGGGCUACUGUUCAAGCACGGUGCUGACGUAAACGCACAGUCCUCCACCGGGAACACACCGCUCAUGUACGCCUGUGCCGGUGGGCACGAGAAAGCGGUGCAGAUGCUGCUAGAUUUCGGCGCCAACGUAGAGGAUCACAACGAAAACGGUCAUACGCCCUUGAUGGAAGCCGCAUCGGCUGGUCAUGUUGGAGUGGCGAAGAUUCUCCUGGAGCAUGGCGCCGGCAUCAAUACGCACUCGAACGAGUUCAAGGAGAGCGCACUGACGCUCGCCUGCUACAAGGGCCACCUCGAUAUGGUGCGAUACCUGCUGGAGGCCGGCGCGGACCAGGAGCAUAAGACGGACGAGAUGCAUACGGCGCUGAUGGAGGCGUCGAUGGAUGGGCACGUGGAAGUCGCCCGCCUCCUGCUCGACUCCGGAGCGCAGGUCAACAUGCCGACCGAUUCGUUCGAGUCUCCGCUCACGCUUGCAGCUUGCGGUGGCCACGUCGAUCUGGCCAUGCUGCUGCUUGACCGGGGCGCCAACAUCGAGGAGGUCAACGACGAGGGUUACACUCCGCUCAUGGAAGCGGCACGGGAAGGUCAUGAGGAAAUGGUGGUAUUAUUGCUACAACAGAAUGCGCAGAUAAAUGCUCAAACUGAAGAAACUCAGGAGACUGCCCUAACGCUAGCGUGCUGCGGAGGUUUCGUCGAGGUUGCCAACUAUCUCAUCAAACACGGUGCCGACAUCGAGCUGGGCGCCUCGACGCCGCUGAUGGAAGCUGCCCAGGAGGGUCACAUCGAUCUGGUUCGUUUUCUGCUAAAGGCGGGCGCCAAUGUGCACGCCCAGACGCAGACUGGCGAUACGGCGUUGACGUACGCGUGCGAGAACGGCCACACGGAGGUAGCGGACCAUCUGCUGUACUAUGGAGCCGAGCUGGAGCACGAAUCGGAGGGCGGCCGGACACCGCUGAUGAAGGCGUGCCGAGCCGGCCACUGGUGCAUCGUGAAGUUCCUGAUCGAGAAGGGUGCGGACGUGAAUCGUCACACGACGAACAACGACCAUACGCCGCUCUCGCUUGCCUGCACCGGUGGCCAUCAGAACGUGGUCGAGCUAUUGCUUAAGAAUGGUGCCGAUCCGUUCCACAAGCUGAAGGACAACAGCACCAUGCUGAUCGAGGCUGCCAAGGGCGGCCACAUCGGGGUGGUGCAGCUGUUGCUUGAUUUUCCCCACUCGCUGAUGAGCGCUACCGCUGCCCAGCAGCAGAACAACGUGCUCAACAAUGGGCAACAACAGCAAGUCCAGCAGCAACAGCAGCAGCAGGUCCAGCAGCAACUGCAGCAACAUCAGCAGCAGCAGCAGCAACAGGUCCAGCAACUGAUUAUUUCCCAAAACCAGCACCACCAACAGCAGCAGCAGCAACAGCAACAGCAGCAGCAGCAUCACCAUCAUCAUGCCCAGCAGCAAACACUGCAGCACCAGCAACAGCAAAUGCUGGCCGGCCCACCCGGUUUGCGCGAGGUUCCGGAGGCGAUCCGUGUCAGCAAUAAGCAAAUUUUCCAACUGCCAACCAAGGAGGUGCUUGAGCAACAACAGCAGCAGCAGCAUGCCCAAGUGUCUCCCCUAUCACAACAAUCGCUCGACCAUCUUCAGCAGCAGCAGCAGCAGCAACUACAUCAACACCAGCAGCUGCUUGCCAACAGUCAUCAGCUGCUGAACAAGGCGAGCAUGCUGCUGGACCGGACCGGCAACGAGUCAUCGAUCCUGACGCAGCACCUCCUCGAAAUUCAACCCUCGCUCGAGCCGUCGCUGAAGGAAACCUUCUUGGAGGGCUUGGCGAUGGGUUUGGCUUCGCGGGCCGCCGCACGCCACAUCAAUCCCGGAGCGAAAGGAACGACCUCAACCACGCCACCCAUCCAGGAGCAGCAGCAGCAGCAGCAGCAACACGAACAGGCUGCCGUCGCCCAACAACAACUCACCCAAUAUCUCCACCAGUUGUCGCAGCAACAGCAGCAGCAGCAACAACAACAGCACGCCCAGCAGCAGCAGCAGGCGAUCAUUCUGCAUGGCAGCAAUGUGGUUACCCAUCCGCAGCAACAUUUACAGCCGCAGCAGCAACAGCUGGUAGCUACUGCGGUGGGAGUGGGAAAUGCGGUUCCUGGCGCCGUUGCUGGGAACAAGCAGCAGCGAAGUUUGCUGCGCAAGCAGCAACAGCAGCAGCAGCAGCAGCAGCUACCAACCACACAACUGCCUUCGCCGUUUGAGGCAAACCUCACCAGCUCGGAAGUGCAGCAGGUGCGCAGUGAACCCAUUGGCGAGGACAAUGCCGGUGGCUCGGCGAGUACACCUCAGUUGCGAGAGCAGCAGCUGCUGCAGUCCCGUGCGAGCAACGUGGCGAUGCGUUCCGACUACGAGCAGUACCAGAAGCAGAUGCGUGAAAUGUAUCAGAAGAAGGCAAACAUUCAAUUCAUCUGCGAUGCGAAUGGACCACCAUCAACACUAUUACCACCACCAACGGGGACGACUGCACUCCUGUUUGCCUCACCAUUGCCAACCAGCAAUUUGCCUCAGUCGCAACAGCUCGCCAUGGUCGCGAAUGCUGCGAAUGCCGGAGGCGGCGGCACCAACACCACCGCUGGGAGCGGAGGAAUGGUUACCAUUGGUAGUGGUGGUGGUGGCGGUGGUGGAGGGACGCCAUUGACCGCGCCCUCGGAAGUGUCACAGAGUACCGCCAUCAGCGAUCGUCCGAAGGUGAAGCCAGUCUCGAAGAAGGAUGCCAAGAACAAUCGCAAAACGGCGGCAGCUGCGGCGGCGGCGGCAGCAGCAGCAGUGGCUACCGCCUCGGCGACUGUUCAACAGCAGCAGCAGCAACAACCGCUGUGGCCACCGGCGACGAACAAUGCGCCCAGUGGUGUUGGUGCGAGUGGCAUACUGCAGCAAAAACCAAUGGUGUCAAUUUAUAACAACUUGGGUGUCAUGAUUCAGAGCUCCGAGCCGAACGUUCAUAUGCUUCAGCAGUCGAUGUCGAAUCUGAACCUGCAAUCGCAACCGUCUUCGGUACUGUCGGGAAGCAAGGCUUCCAACGAUAAGAUCCAGUCCGGAGCGGACGCAACCGUUGACUGCAGCAGCAGCAGCAAAACCGACACCAGCGACGAGAGCACGACAAAGUCGGCAGCCACCACGCUCUCGUCGUCGGCGUCUUCGCCCGGCGGUAGCAACACCAAUGUUCCUACGUCGGUCAUUACGUCAACGAAGCGAAUCGGUGCCGCCGUUUCUGAUGCUGACCCGGAAGCCCGACAGCUGUUGGCAUCCGACGGAAAAGAUGAACCUGCCGUUGGUCCUGUGCCAGCCGGCGGGCCUACUGUGGAAGCGGGUGCCGCCCCUGUUGUUGUUGGGGAUGGUGUUAACGAUUGUGCCAGCAGUAGCAGCAGCAGCAGUGGCAGUGGCAGCGCCGGCAGCAGUGCGGCAAGCAGCAACGGAAGUAGCGGCGCGGCCAGUAGCAACGACUCUACCGCCAGCACGACCACCACCGGUAGUAGCGGGGGUGAAGGGGAUGGUGGUAGUACGACCAGCAGUGGUAGUGUCAGUGCGGGCAGCAGUAGCAGCAGCAGCAGUAGCAGCAGUAGCAGUGCCAGCAGCGAUGGUAGCACGACGGGAAGUUGCCACAAUAACAGCACUGCCGGCGCUGCCGGUACGGGCGAUGCGGACCCGGAAGGGGAAGGCGAAGCUGAGGUGGAAGGGGUCGACGGUGUGGAGGAAGAGGAGCAUGAUGUUAUCGGCGGAGGUGGCGAGCUGGUAUCGGCCAGCGAGCAAGACAACCAGUUCAAUCUGUUUGCGCUGGUCGACCGGAAGAUGAUGCGCAAGAUUGCGCAACGUUUGCUCGGCGAUCCACCGAAAUCACCGUCGGAAACGCCACCGCUCAGCUGCCCGGCGGGCUCGAGCAUGGAGCUUCCCUCAUCACCACCAUCGUCGUCAUCGAUGAAUGCUGAACUAGAAUACCCGGAACUGUCGCGUAUACUGUGCAGCUUCAGUCGACCAGAUCUACUGCCACCGACAUCGGAGUUCGUGCAAGUGCACCAGCACGUUUCGAACAUCAUCCAGCAUAAGGGUGGAAGCAAUCCAAUCAAGCUUGGAGAUGGUUCCGAUGGCCACCAGUAUGUUGAGGAAGGUGACGAGCAUAUGCCCAUGUUCAACAUCGAGGAGGCGGAGGUGGACGGUAUCACCGAUUGUGUCGGUGGUAUGUACCCUUCGCUGGACGGAACGCUCGAACCAUUCCACGCGGAGGACGGUUCGGUCACGCAACCGCACGGUGGUCGCGAAAUGUACGGCUACGAGUGGGUCGAGUGCAUCGAUGAAGUGUUGCAAGCACUGCACAACUGCAGUGAUAUUCCGGUUGCGUUACAGGUAAGAGAAAUGGCGGCGAAUCUCAGCUGCCAUGAUAUGGACGCGUACGCUAACCUCGUCGGAAUGAACUCGUUCUGCAAGACACGCUGGGCCGGAAACCAGAACCAGCUGACAUCCGGUACGUCGUCGCCUGUCGAAGAAGAUGGCACCAUGUCUCUGGGCGAUGAGCAGUGCGCUUUUCGCCAGGGACAGGCGGCCGCCAGCCAGCUACUGACGUUCGAUCCACAGCAACCAUUGUCGUUGGAUCAGCUGCAGUUGCUUAGUCAGCUACAGGCAUCCGCUUCCGGCUCCGUUCUGCAUCAUCCGGCUAGUGGUGGCAGUGGCGCCGAUGGAUCAGGGCAGCAGCCUAAGCUCGUCUUCAAUGUCGAUGCCGAUAAAGCCUCGCAAGUGCAUUUGCUAUUUCAACUGCCUACCGUACAGUCGCAGCAGCAGCAGCAGUCCCAACAAGACCAGCAGCAGCAGCAGCACGAUCCCAGUAUGAUGGUCAAUCAGUCGCAGCAGCAGUUGCAACAAACGCAACAGCAGCAGCAGCAGUUACAACUUUCGCAGCAAGUGAACGUCGCUCAGCAGCAACAGCAGUGCAAUGUGACGAUGCAGUCGCACGCCGCGGCCGCUGCAGCCGCUGCGGCCCUGCAGCACGCCCAGUUGCAGCAGCAGUUCCACGCGCAAAACAUGGUCGCUCAUUCGGGAGCGGUGAGUCUCCAGCAGCAACAGCAUCAGCAGCGUCAGCAACAACAGCACCAGUUGCAGCAUCUGCAGUCUCAGGCCCAGGGACAGCAGCAGCAGCAACAACAGCACUGUCUGCAGCACGCCCAAAUGCAGGUUGCGACACAAACGGCCCAGCAGCAGCAAACCGCCGGUGGUGUUCCGGUGCAGAUGAGGGAAGAAGAUAUACCGCAACUGAUUCCCCGUCAGUUCGCGCAGAUGAUGGAUGCUGCUACCCAACAGCAGCAACAGCAACAGCAGCUGGUUCCAGUGGCACCUAUUCCUAUUGGUGGUGGUGGUGGUGGUGGUGGUAAGAUGGUUGGUGGAGUCACCGGUGGUGCCGGGAAGAAGGGCGAGAAAAAUCGCAAAGAGAAGAACCGCGUUACCGUACCGGCCGUGCGCCAAGCGCCGGCAGGGCAGCAGAGUGGUGGCGUUGGUGCUGGCCCCGUCCAAAACUAUCAGUUCGAUGCGAACGGAAGACAGACGGUGGGUGGUGCACUCGUGGACGUACCUCCUCCCGGCGGUGCCGUCCAUAUGACCUCGUUCCCGGGUGCCGGAGGCAAUGUGAUGGCGCCUGUAGGAGCCGGCGCUGCGCCCGCACCGGAGCGCACGAUUGACGUAGAUUCUGAGACGGACUCGAACCAUGACACCGCUCUGACGCUCGCCUGUGCCGGCGGCCACGAGGACAUGGUGGAGCUACUGAUCAAUCGGGGCGCCAACAUCGAGCACAAGGAUAAGAAGGGCUUCACGCCGCUCAUCCUGGCAGCGACGGCAGGCCACGAGAAGGUGGUCGACACGCUGCUGCGCAAUGGCGCCGACAUUGAGGCACAGUCGGAGCGCACCAAGGACACCCCGCUGUCGUUGGCGUGUUCCGGUGGUCGCUACGAGGUGGUAGAGCUGCUGCUCAGCAUGAACGCCAACAAGGAACACCGAAACGUGUCGGACUACACGCCCCUUAGUCUGGCGGCGAGCGGCGGUUACGUGAACAUCAUCAAGCUGCUGCUAACGAAGAACGCGGAAAUUAACUCGCGCACCGGCAGCAAGCUCGGCAUCUCGCCGCUCAUGCUGGCCGCCAUGAACGGGCAUGUGGCGGCAGUGAAGCUGCUGCUCGACAUGGGCUCCGACAUAAAUGCGCAGAUCGAGACGAAUCGCAACACGGCGCUGACGCUCGCCUGCUUCCAGGGUCGGCACGAGGUCGUCAGUCUGCUGCUCGACCGCAAGGCCAACGUGGAGCAUCGGGCAAAGACCGGCCUGACGCCGCUGAUGGAGGCCGCCUCGGGCGGCUACAUCGACGUAGGGCGCGUGCUGCUGGACAAGGGUGCGGACGUGAACGCCGCCCCGGUGCCGUCCUCGCGCGACACCGCCUUAACGAUCGCCGCCGACAAGGGUCACCUGAAGUUCGUCGAGCUGUUGCUUUCGCGGGGCGCCGCUGUGGAGGUUAAGAAUAAAAAGGGCAACUCACCGCUCUGGCUGGCGGCCAACGGAGGCCACCUGGGGGUGGUAGAGCUGCUGUGCAGCGCCGGCGGUGACAUCGACUCGCAGGACAACCGCAAGGUGUCCUGCCUGAUGGCGGCCUUCCGCAAAGGCCACACCAAGGUGGUCAAGUGGAUGGUCGGGCACGUGACGCAGUUCCCCUCGGACCAGGAGAUGACGCGCUACAUCAAUACGAUUAGCGAGCAGGAGCUACUGGAGAAGUGUCAUGACUGCGUGAAGAUCAUACGGGUGGCGAAGGAUCAGCAGGCGACGAAGGCGAACAUCAACGCGUCGAUCCUGCUGAAGGAGCUCGAUCUGGAGCGGACCCGCGAGGAAAGCAGGAAGGCGGCCGCAGCCAAGCGGCGGGAGCGUAAGAAGCGCCGCAAGGCGGAGAAACGCGAGCAGCAGCGCAAGCUCAACUCGGCCGACGGAGGUGAAGGCAACAACGACGACGACGAUGACGACGCGGACGAUGACAAGGAUGAGGAGGAAGACAACGAUAGCGAGCACGACGAGGACGAGCUGCUGUUGACGGCGGCCAUGACGAACGCCGCUGCCACUGGCAACAAGAGCAACACCCGUGCCGGUACCAACGCCGGCACUGCGGCCAAUGCGACGGCCACCUCUCACAACAAGCAACAGCAGCCACAGAACAACCUUCGCGAGAAGGAGAAGGAAAAGGAAAAGGAUGCUAGUAAGGGAAAGGAGAAGGAAAAAGGUGGCAAGGAUGGGAAGGAAUCGAACCAGCCGACAACGGCGGCCGCCACUGCUUCGUCCUCUUCCUCCUCCUCCCAGAGCAACCAGCGUGUGCAGCAAGGCAACAAUGGUGGUGGGCAGCAGCUGUACAACUAUCGUCCGAUUUCGAUCCCGUACCAGAUUCAGGAGGAGGGAGACUCCGGCAUCGACGCCAACAGUCUCGGCUCGUGUUCCAGCUCGGACGUGAAGGUGCCGGCAGCGUCGCCGGCAAACAACCCGCUUGAGCAGAAAAAGAACAACAAGAAGCGCAAGCAGCAACAACAACAGCAGCAGCAGCAAGCGCAAACGGCGCGUGGUGCUAUCGCGUCCACUAACGCUGCUGGUGCGGCUAGGGCAGCCAAUGCGAAGGCAACGGCCGCCGCAGCCUCCUCCGGUGGCAAAACAAGUGCUGGCCAGGCGCCAAUCAAUAACGGCCACCAGCAGUCCUCUACUGCCACGACCGGCAACCGUCAAUCGAAGAGCCCGGAGAGUAGUGCCUCGACGUCGAACAACAGCAAUAGUGCUGGUGCUGUAGUGCAGGAUAAAAACUCGAAAGAAAAGCAAGGCCGACGUCAGCAACAGCAGGAACAACAGCAGGUUUCCUCGUACAGCCGGGAGAAGCGUGAAAAGACAGUCGAAAAGGAGAACGUUGCCCCACGCGGCGAUGACCAUCGAACGUCCUCGACAUCGUCAGGUGCGAAGGGUGGCGGUGGUGGCGGUCCGGAUAAAAAAUCGUCUUCGGCGGGUGAUCAUGCUGCCCACCACAACCAUCACAACCAUCACCAUCACCAUCAGGGUGGUGGCGUGGCCGGUAGUAACAACCUAUCCUCCGGGGCAAUGAUGCAUCAGCAACAGCAUCAAAAUGCAUCGGCGGCCGGCGGCAAUCGUAAGUCGAUUAUCGUGUUCGGUUCGAAUCGACACGCUGCGACGCUGGAUCACGAUGACGGCGGAGGAGGAAACUACUACAACGCGGGUUCGGGUUCGGGUGGUGGAGCUAAGAAAACGCACGGCAAUAAGACGUUCUACAACACGAACGACGAACACCAUCACGGCGGUAAGGGAGGAGGAGGAGGAGGCUCUUCGGCAAGCCCGAUGAAGCAACAACAGCAGCAGCAGUCGAACAUGGGCUCACAUCAGCACCAAGGAGGAAGUGGUACGCUGUCGUCGAGCUCGGGUGGUGGUAUGGGAGCGAAGCGUGAGGAAGGAUGGAAGGAGGUUAUCCGCAAGAGCUCCGUCCAGCAGGGCGGUGGUGGUGGCGGCGGCGGCGGUGGUGGAGGUGGCCAAUCGUCAUCCUCCUCCUCGCCGAUGGAGUGUCGCAAGGUGCAGGUACCGAUGCAUGCCAUAUCGCGCGUCAUCGGUCGCGCCGGAAGCAACAUCAACGCAAUCCGGGCAGCCACCGGGGCCCACAUCGAGGUGGAGAAGCAGGGCAAGAGCCUGGGCGAUCGGGCGAUCACGAUAAAAGGCUCGCAGGAGGCGACCAAGCAGGCAUAUUCGCUGAUCGUUACGUUGAUCAAAGAUCCGGACGUGGACAUUUUGCUGAUGCUGCCGAAGCACAACACAGGAGCGGCCUCCUCUUCUGCCGCGCAGAAAGCGAACUCCUCUUCGUCGUCGACGUCGUCUUCUUCGUCGGUGGCCGCCGUUUCAUCCAGUGCGUCCUCUUCCACCGCGAACCAGCAGCAACCUCCGCCACCCAUUAUCCCGGCAGCGAUCGUACCAACGAAUGGUGCGGCACCGACCAUGUCGGCGGUCGUGGCCUCGGGUGGUGUAGCCGCAGCUGCAGCUGCCGCCGCCGCAGCCGCUGCUGCAGCCGCUGCCGCCGCCAACAACAACAACAACUCCUCUUCAGGAGUUGUCAAGGGCGCCAAGAAUGCCGCCUUUAUGGUAUCGUCCUCGUCGUCAAACAGCGCUGGAACCAAACCGUCGGCGGUUGGCACUGGUAGCAUAGCUAGCAUUGUCGCCUCCGGCGGUGGCCCUCUGUCUGCAGCAGGCGGGUCCGCCAAUAAUGCCAACAACACCGUCCCCAGCGGUGGUGGUGGACAGUCCAAGGCGGCAGCAUCAUCGUCGUCUGCGGCCGGUUCCGUACCGUUGAACGGUGGUCGCACAACGACCACCAAAAACCUGUUCCUAUCGUCGACUUCGUCGACCCAUCAGCAACCGCAGUCCCAGUCUCGUGUGGCCAACUCCAUCAACAACAGUGGAGCAACAACAACGGCGGCUCCUGUCAACAGCACCACCAUCGGCACCGUGCCAUAUAACAACGCGGUCUCUGGAGGGCCCAACAUGAUGGCGGGACAAGGAAAGGAAUCGUCGAAACGACAGACGUCCUCCGCAUCCGCUUCGGGCUCCUCGAGUGCCAAGGGUGGUGGCGUCGGUGUUCCAUCUGCGUUCGGCGGCAUGCAGUCGUCGAUGAAGAAGAACGUUCCUGCCAGCAACAAUAGCAACAAGUCCGCUGUACCACAGGGCGGUGGUACGAACAUCGCAGGAAGUAACGUUCAACCGGCAAAAGCGGCCACAGCUGCAGGAGGAACGUUCGCCAAGUUGGUCGCCACGGAUGGUGGUGUACCGCCUGCACCACCGAACACAGGCACCGUUAUUGUGAAUAGUAACCAAAAGAAGGUCCCGGGUUCGAAUGUCGCUGGACAGCAGCAACAACAACAACAACAACAACCGGGAGCUCCAGGCAAUCGCUCGCCAAUGCAAAUGCAGCAAUCGCCAGCAAAGGGAGGAGCAGGCACUGGAGUGCCACCGGCACCGUUCGGCAAUACCAACAGCAACGCCGUUGUUGGUGCGUCUUCUGCGCCAGGUCAAAUGAAUUCCUCAAACCAACAACAGCAGCAGCAGCAGCAGCAACAGCACUUGCAGCAACAGUCGAAGAUAUCAUCAUUUAUUCCUCCGAUCGCGACAAGCGGUCCGCCCGGUCCCACGAUUGCCGAGGCGUCCAACGCCAUUCCGCCGAUCAGUGUACCAAUGACGGCCAAUCCACUGGCAGCUCCAGGCUCCGGGCGCUCGAUCACACCGAUCGGCCAGCAGCCAGUCAUCAUGUCGUCCUCGUCGGCAUCGUCGACCAUUUCCUCCUCGUCGGUAUCAUCCACCUCGGUGACCGGUCCGAUCGGUAGCCGCAGUGUUACCACUCCGUCGCCUCUGCUUCAAUCGCAACAGCAGCAUCAGCAACAGGGUUCGUCGCCCCCCAUGAACGCCGCCGCUAUCGGUACGAAGAUCCAACCGAUCGGUGGCGGUCAGCAGCAGCAGCAACAUCAAGCGCCUUCACAGCAGCAACAGCAGCAGCACCUUCAAUCGAUGCCGCCUCCAUCGCAGAACGAGUACUCGCUCUUUAACGAUCCGUUCAGCAACAGUCAGUGGGGCAGCGGUGGUGGUGCAGCCGGUGGCGGUGUCACAGCCCCAGGAUCAGGCGUCGGUGGUGUGGUGGUGGAUGUUGGCAAACCGCCUCUGUACGGUGGGCAUCAUCAUCAUCAUCACCAGCAUCACCAUCAUCCGCAUCACCAGCAUCAGCAGCAUCCGAGCGGACCGCCACAUCAUUCCCAGCACCAGCAGGGGCACGUUGUUGGCGGUGGAAGCGGAUCGUUGCCGCCAUUCAUGGAGAACCCACCUACAUUGCAGGUUGAUGCGUCGAAGGCUCCCGGGUACCGUGGAAAUGCCAUAUCGUCUCCGGUCAGCUCGAAGGCAUCAAGCAACACCACGACGCCUCCGUCGUCGAGUAUGUCCUCGCAUCAGCACCAGCAGCAACAGCAGCAUCACCAACAACCACCACACCAGGUGCUGCAACAGCAACAGCAACAGCAGCACCAUCAGCAACAACAGCAGUCCCACGGUCCCCAUCCAUCGAUGCUCCACCAUCAGUCCCAGCAGCAUUCGCUCACGAGUCAGCAGUCGUUGGGACUCGGGCACAUGCUCAGUAGUGGCAGUACUACCUCCCCCAUGGCAACCACCACGGUGUCCCAAUCGGGGGCUGGCAUGAACAACAUGGUCGGUGGACACUCGGUGGUAUCGUCGUCGGGUGGCAGUGUACCAUCGGUAUCGUCGGUGACGUCGGGUGGUCAACAGCAGCAACAGCAACAGCAGCAGCAACCACCGUACCCUUCGCCCAACGAUGCCGCCAACGUGGUGAUGAAAUCGAACCCGCCUCCCUCAAUGAUGGGCGUCGGCAACAGUGGCAACAGUGGCAUGAUGCGCCCCAUGAUGAAUCUUUCCUCGCAAAUGCGUGGUCCUCCGACGGGCGGUGGAUCGCACGGUGGCAAUGGGCCUCACGACUACCUCGGUGGUGGUCGUGAUCACUCAGGACUUGGGCCGCAGCAGCAGCAGCAGCAACCGGUCGGAAGCUCUCGGCCGCCCCCGUUGAUGUUCGAUACAGUCGUCAACCUCGGUGGUGGUGGUGGUCCACCCGAUUCACUCCAGUCCUACCAGUCGCACCUCGGUUUGGGAGGUAAUGCGGGGCUGGCGCCCAUUUCGCGCCUCAACCCAAAGGCAUCGGCCUUUUCCGGUGGUCCGUCGUCGGGUCAGCAGCAACACCAUCCAGGUGUAGGCAAGAUGAACCAGUCCAAUAGCCAGCACCAGCAGCCGCCCUCAUACGGUGGUAAUGGUGGCGGGGCAGGUAUGUUCCACCCACCACCGCCCAUCGGGUUGGGUGGAGGCAAGUAUUCGUCCAUGUCGUCGUACAGCCUUGCGCCCGGUCGGCCAAAUAACAGCCAGCAGCAGCAUGGUGGUGGAGGAGGACCACCGCCACCGGGAAGCGUCAUGCAUCGAGGCGGCGGACCGGGCGGUGUGUCGGGUGGUGGCAGUGGCGGCGGAAACAAUUGGUUCGCUUCCGAGCUGAGCCACCUACAGCGUGAGAAUUUGAUGGGCAUGGACAACGGUCUAGCGAUGGCUCUCAGUGGCGCAUCGCCUACCAUUUCUCCCAACAAUAACACGCAGCCUACGGCCAACGGAGGCGUCGCCGGGGGUGGUGGUCUUUCCCAGCAGCAGCAACAGUCGGCGAUGGAAGAUGCUCGGAAACUACCGCGCGCCAUUGGCACGGAACGGGCCUGGAAGUUCGCCGGGAACGGCAAUGUGGGCAUAGGUAUUGGCGGUGCUGGAGGAGGUUCUGGCGGAGGAGUAGGAGGCAGUGGAGGUAACGGAGGUGGCAGCAUGUACAACGCCGGCCUUAUUGCGUACGUCGGGGGGUUGGAUGGGCCCGAUCUGAUGAACGGUGGAGCACCGCCAGCUGCACUGGCAGCAGCGGCUGCGGCGGCUGCGUCCGGCAACCAACCGUGGAUCAUGGACAAGAGUCAGCUCAUGGGCGGAGGUUCGCAACAACAACAGCAGCAGCAGCAACAGCACCAACAACAGCAGCAGCAGCAACAAAUGCCCUGGCUGAAUCCAGGUCCACUUCCGACUUCGAUGGGUCGACAGUACAUGGAUGACAUUCACCUACCGGACCAUUUCCAGCAACUACAAAUGGAUUACCAUGGCAACAUCGGUGGUGUUGGUGCGAAUGGUCCGAACCAACCGAACAUGAAUUUCAUGCAGUAUCCGUUCACACCAUCGAACGACAUGGUGGGCUCGGCUGAAUUGCGCCCGCCGUGGGAACACGAAAAACAUGGUUGGUCACAAAAGUGGACUGGCCACUAAAAGGAAAGGAGUAGUCACUAGUCGUCGCCCCACAGCACGGCAGGUGGGAUUCGGUUUCCCCGCCCAGCGUCACAGGACACACAGGUGAAAAGGUAUUGUGAUACCAGGACACAGGAGACGAUGAAAAAAACGGUGGUGUGACACAUUGAGAGAAAAGGGGGCCGGCUCUUUAGCUUGCAAUCAGAUCAAUCUGCUAUCUAUUUCAUGUAGAGAAAAACCCGCAACCAUAAGUUUGUCUAGCGAUUUAAGUGUAGAAAGCCUUGGGCACUACUUCAGCUACUUCCCAGUGUUUGAGCGUUCAUCGCUAAGGAACGAUCAGAGGCGUCUAUGUUUUGUGAUUCCCCCCUUGUUUGUUGGAGGGAACGAUGGAUAGUGACGUAUCCGAUAAAAGGCUACCGCGUAAAUAGCAAUUGCAUGAUAACGUGAGAAUCGUUUUCGCUCAAUUUCGCUCGCUUCGCUAUUGAAUACUUAUACAGAAUAAAAAAACCACAAUGGUCACAUUAACAACUACUUCGCUCACUUUGGCUAAAGCCGUUCCAAUCCAUGCUCUAG
Molecule: messenger RNA, 15204 nt
Organism: Anopheles coustani
Lineage: Eukaryota; Metazoa; Arthropoda; Insecta; Diptera; Culicidae
Gene: mask
Product: ankyrin repeat and KH domain-containing protein mask
Exons: 19
Coding region: 130-14652 (4840 amino acids)
Biological process (GO): innate immune response
Cellular component (GO): cytoplasm
Molecular function (GO): RNA binding; protein binding
Source: RefSeq, a predicted model, not a curated record